AUGGUUUAUAAUUCCAAUGUUUUCAUCACUUGGUUUUCUAUGUUUUGUUUGAUUUGGUACUCUGCAAAUUCAAUAAAGGACACUGAUAAUCACCAAAUUUGCACAUCUAAUUAUGACUAUUCUGAUGCUCUAAGCAAAGGAAUUUUGUUCUUCGAGGGCCAACGUUCAGGAGAGUUGCCUGCAAACCAAAGAGUCGAGUGGAGGGCAAAUUCAGCACUCUCAGAUGGCAAAACCGAAAAUGUCAAUUUGAGUGGAGGCUACUAUGAUGCAGGCGAUAAUGUGAAGUUUGUAUGGCCCAUGGCGUUUUCAGUAGGCUUAUUGAGUUGGGCUGCUGUUGAAUACAAAAACGACUUACAGUCGGCCCAACAGCUUAGCAGCCUCCAAACAGCGAUAAGAUGGGGAACAGAUUUCUUACUUAAAGCCCACACUUCUUCUACCACAUUCUACACUCAGGUGGGUGAGGCGAAUAGGGACCACACGUGCUGGGAGCGGCCGGAGGAUAUGGACACGCCUCGUACCCUUUAUAAAGUCACUCCAACUUCGCCCGGAACAGAGGCGGCUGCCGAGGCUGCUGCCGCCUUAGCUGCCGCAUCCAUUGUGUUCAGAGCGGCUGAUUCAAACUACUCCGCCACACUCAUUACGAAUUCUAAAUCGCUAUUUGAGUUUGCGGAUAACUAUAGAGGUUCUUAUCAAGGGUCUUGCCCAUUUUACUGCUCUUUCUCAGGUUAUCAGGAUGAAUUAAUCUGGGCAGCAGCUUGGCUGUAUAGAGCAAGUGGUAAUAACACAUAUCUAAACUAUGUCUCCACCAAUAAGGGCUGGAGCCAAGCUGUUAACGAGUUUAGUUGGGACAACAAAUUUGCCGGAGCUCAAAUCUUACUAGCAAAGGCUAGUGAAUUUCUUGCUGGAAAAACAACUCUGUCAACAUAUAAAACCGGCGCCGAUUCAUUUGUUUGUGCCUUGAUGCCGGAAAGUAGCUCUGUCCAGAUCAGGACAACCCCUGGCGGGCUUCUGUACACGAGAGACGGGAGUAACCUACAAUAUGUCACGAGCGCUACAAUGCUGCUUCUCGUCUACUCCAAGAUUCUAACCGAGGCUCGUCUUGAUGGUGUUCGUUGUGGAUCGCUUAAUUUUUCACCCACCGAUAUCAAAGCCUUUGCAAAAUCACAGGUGGACUACAUUCUUGGAGCCAAUCCCCUGAACAUGUCAUAUAUGGUUGGAUUUGGCGCCAAAUACCCGACCCAGUUACACCACAGGGGCGCCUCAAUCCCUUCGAUCCGCAACCACCCUGCAAAAGUGGGCUGCUCAGAUGGACUCUCAGCUUGGUACAAUUCCCCCAAUCCAAACCCAAAUACUCAUGUGGGCGCAGUAGUUGGAGGCCCAGGCCCAAACGACCAGUUUACCGACUCGAGAACCGAUUUCUCGCACCUGGAGCCCACGACGUAUAUGAACGCCGCUUUUGUCGGGUCUGUGGCGGCUCUCAUCGGACAAACCGGACCCGAGUGUCCACACCUGGAUAUGCAUCAUUAUAAUAGGUCAAAUGCGGUGGAAUUUUAA
Molecule: messenger RNA, 1554 nt
Organism: Striga hermonthica
Lineage: Eukaryota; Viridiplantae; Streptophyta; Magnoliopsida; Lamiales; Orobanchaceae
Source: the annotation of a GenBank genome assembly